UUCUUUUAAGAAUCAGAAAACAUUCACAUGUUUUUUAAUUUAAUUAUUGUAAACAUUUUUAGCUGGAUAAUAAAAUGAGUGAAAGAAAAUUUACUCGAGGUUUGGGUAAGCCUGGGAUGGCUGCCCAAGUACGUGAAACUGUAUCCCAAGUUGUUAGAGAGAGUGCGGUUCAUAAUAAAACACAAUUAAUAGAACCAAUAGAUUUCGAGAACUACAUAUUAAAAAAUAAGACUGUCAUACAAAAUGAUACACAUCGUGAACUAUUAUUGUAUCCGUCUGAUGAUGUUUCACAAGUGGUUCUACCAAGACGUUAUCGUACCCUAAUACCCAUCAUACCUAAUACCAGUGAUAUUAACGAUUGUAAUUUGUUCACUAAAAUGUGUAUACAAAGUUACACAUCCAAUUGGAAUUUAAUACAUUAUAAGUAUCAUCAAUAUUCAACGACUUUUAUUGAUUUACCCAAAAUUAAAUUAGAAGAAUAUAGCGCCGAUAUUUAUGAAAUCGAUACCGACAUAGAUAAAAUGACAGCAGAUGAGAACGAAACAAAUUUAAAGAAUACAAGAAUUACGAAACAAGGAUAUCUAAUGAAAGGUCCCGAUAUAAAUAAUACAGAUCGAAUGUUCCCGAAUAUUGGCUCGAAAUCAUUUAAAAAACGUUAUUGUUAUCUUCGACAAGAAGUUGAUGGUACAUAUAUUUUAGAAUUGUAUAAAGAUGAGAAAAAGGGUGAUGCUAAAGUUACUAUUGUUAUGGAUUUUUGUACAGAAGUUAUUACAAAUGUAAAAAAAGGACGUUUUUGUUUUGAACUACGCAUGACUGCAGGACAUAAAUCGUACAGUUUAGCUGCUGACAAUGAAAUUGAAUAUAAAGAUUGGAUCAAUAAAUUGAGUACAGUAUUACAACAAAACAAAUUACAAGAAGAGAAACGUUCAUCAUCGUUAGAACGUUCUAAUUCGACAACUAAAUCAACAAACGUUCAAAACAAUACAACAACAUCCGCAUCUUCAAGUCCUACAUCAACAAACAACACAUCUCUUGAAUACGGCACACUAAAAAGUUUAGAACAAAGUAUGAAUCCACAAUUAAUAAAAUAUGCACGAGAAACAGAGCUUUCAAUAGCACAUGCUAGACGACAUUCACGUAAACAAUUAUUUCAUAUUUAUUACCCCGUUGCUCAACAAAUAAAAUCUUCAACAUUAACCGAAUCAACAACACAAUCAACUUCGAUAGAACCUUAUAAAGAACAAUUUGGGCAACGGAUUUUCGUCAAAUGUGAGAAUAUACAAUUCAAAUUACAGACACCAUCGAUAGAUGGCAAUAAUACUGCACAAGAAGGUGGUUGUGAACAAUAUAAUCAAAUCGAACCAUAUUUUACAAGUUUAUGCUUAUUCGAUGCACGAAAUAAUAAAAAAUUAACCGAAAACUUUUAUUUUGAUAUUAACGAUGAAUAUUCUCGUACACUAUUACAAAAUAUCAGCGAGGAAGACAGUGAAAGUUUAAAUAUUAUCGAUUAUAAGAAAUAUAUCGAUCCGCAAUGGAUACGAUUUCCAAACCAAUGUAUUUUAAGUUUGACAAACGCACAUUCAGAAAUUUAUUUAGUUAUACGAAUCGAUAAAAUAUUACAGGGUAACAUAACACAAACGUGUGAGCCAUAUAUAAAAUAUAAUUCCCAUAAAUCGACUGCUAAAUUACAUAAAAUAAUUAAACAAUACUGCCAAAGGACGAAACAAUAUCGUCAGCCAUUUGCAUGGAGUGCACGACCUUUAUUUAAAAUGUACAGCCAUGAAUUAGAUGCAACAAGUGAAUUUCCAGCAAUAUAUCGUCAAGAAUAUCAACGUUUAACCGAUGAAGAUAUGUUGAAAAUAUUAGCGGAAUAUCGUAAAAGUGAUAAAUUGAAUAAAUUAACUAUUAUCCCGGGUACGUUAAAAAUAACAAUCAGUGAAACGUUACCAACCGUAAAUGUAUUAUCAACAAAUUUAAUACCGAUUAAACCGUAUCCAAUUCCACCAGAAAAUCCGCCAACUUUCGAGAUAUGUGAAUUUAAUGAAUAUUUAUUAAAUAACGAACAGGAUCUAAAUCCAUAUACAACUUUUAUCAAUAACCUCUACGUAUACCCACAACAAUUAUUAUUCGAUACACAAAAAGUGUUUGCUCGUGCACGUAAUAUUGUGUGCUCGGUAGAAUUACGUGCCACGGAUGAUUUAAACAAAGCUAAAUCAAUCGCAUGUAUUUAUAAACAAUAUUCAAAUAAUAAAAGUAUAUUUAUAAAUAAAACAUAUUGUACGGUACUUCAUCAUAAUACAACACCAUCGUGGUAUGAUGAAAUUAAAAUACAAUUACCAAUAAACAUCACAUCCCAACAUCACCUAUUAUUUACAUUUUGUCAUGUUUCAUGUGAUAUUAAUAAAAAACUAUCAACGGCUUCAUCGAUUUCAUCAAAUAGUUCAUCGUCAACAAUGACAAAUAAUUGUAUUGUUGAAAAUUGUAUUGGUUAUGCAUGGAUACCAUUGUUGUGUAAGGGUAAAUUAAAUUUUGAUAUACAAUGUGUGCCAGUUGCAACACAUUUACCAUCAGGAUAUUUAUCAAUACAACCGCUUGGAUUAGGCAAAGGAAAUGCAGGUCCUGAUAUAACAUGGAUCGAUAAUCAACGAUCAAUAUUCACAGUAAAUUUCAACUUAAUAUCAUCAAUCAACACAAUCGAUCAACAUUUAUAUAAUUUAUUUAUACAAUCCGAACGUUUAUUUAUUCAACAACAAUCACCAGUAUUAGAAGAUGAUAACAAUGAUGGCGAUCAACAAUUAAAUAAAUCAUCACAAAUAAUUUCAUUAAAUGAAACAGAAUUAUGUAAAAUAUUAAAAGCAUUACAUGCAAUACAAUUACGUACGUUAAUAAAAUUCUUACCAACAAUAUUAAAUCAUCUAUUAAAUAUAUUAUUAAUAACAUCACAACAAUCAAUACCAAUCAAUAAUCAAUCAAAUGAUAUAUCAUUAAAUAUUAUACGUGUAUUAAUUAAUUUAAUACAUAUGUUAUAUGAUGCGGGACGUGCGGAUAUUGUACAAUCGUAUAUUAAAUAUGUAUUUAUUAUAAAUACAACAAAUAAUAGUAAUCAUAUUAAACAACAAAUACAUUUUGAAUUGAUUAAACAUUUACCAACAAUUUUACAUCCAAAUAAUACAGAUUUUUUAACAAUUAAUAAAUUUAUGAAACAUUCAUCGUUCUUUUUUGAUAUUAUUAUUAAAAGUAUGGCACAGUAUUUAUUAACAACUGGGCGUAUUAAAAUGCACCGACAUGAAAGAUUCAGUAAAGAAUAUAUUGAAAAAAUUGAAACAUUAUUACAAGUAUUAGUUCCAUAUAUUACAAGUAAAUAUAAAGAAAUGCCUCACGAAACAUAUGAAUUAAAUACAAGUUUAGCGAUUUUUUUAAAAAAAUGUUUAUCGUUUAUGGAUCGUGGACAAGUAUUUAAAUUAAUAAAUUUAUAUAUUGAUAAAUUUAAUAACAUUGAUAACAACAAUAUAACAAGUACAAGUAACAACUAUCAAAUAAAACGGACAUUAAACGAAUAUAAAUUUAAAUUAAUUCAAAUAAUAUGUUCACAUGAACAUUACAUCAUAUUAAAUUUACCUGUACAAUUAAAUACACGUUUAAGUCCAAAAUCCGCAGCAGCUGCAAGUACAAGUUCGGACACAACAAGUAACAUAUUAAAUGAAUAUUAUUUAUCAAAUGAAUAUUGUAAACAUCAUUAUUUAGUUGGUGUACUUUUAAAAGAAAUACGUACGAUAUUAAAUGAUGAAAUGAAUUCACAAAUACGUAAGCUCGCUAUAAUUACAUUACGUGAUCUAUUAGCAAAACAUGAGUUUGAUGAUCGAUAUCAAUCAAAAGGGCAAUUAUCACGUAUUGCAAUGUUAUAUGUACCAUUUUUAAAUAUUGUUUUUGAACAUUUACAUCGGAUUUAUAUUGAUACAACCACAUGUAAAACUAAUACAAAUUCGUGUACAAAUAAAGCAGCAACAACAUCGAACAGUAUGAAUUAUUUAAAUAAAUAUUCAUCGUCUUCGACAACUGACACACGUUGUACACCACAUCAUAAUGUACGAUCGAAUCGAUUUACGUUAUAUAUAGAUCAGCAUAGUACAUCAACAACGGCAUCACCGAUACAUCACUUACGCGAUUCACAAUAUUUUGCAGCUAUUGCUGGACAGACGUUAAUAAAUGGUAAUUCAUCCAUGUCAUUAGAUUCAGACGUUUCAACAAUGUCUGGCGGUGGAGGAGGAGGUUAUGGUGAUGGGACAUCCACAAUAUCACAAGAAACAACAAUUAUACGAAAUAUUGCUAAUGUUGAUGAAGAACAACAUAACAAUAAUAAUACCGAUUCAAAUGAUAUAAUACCAGCAAAUAAUAACACAGAAUUAUUAUUAAAUAACUACAAAAUAAAUAAACAUAAUCGAUCAAUCAGUAUAAUUACAUCACAAACACAAUUACAUCAUCGUAACGAUCAUCUACAUAUAACAGAAAUCAAGGAUUUAUUAAUAUGUGUAUUAUUUAUAUUAAAAUAUAUUGGAGAUGAUCAAUUAAUAACUUGGUGGCAACAUGCAUCUGAUUUGGAUCUGUUUAACUUUUUUAUUUUAUUAGAGAAAUGUUUAUAUUGUUUUAAAUACCAAGGUAAACAUCAACCUUCAACUGGCGUAUCAAAUGACUUACAAUCAACGAAUCAACAAUCUAAUGUUGAUCAGAGUAAAAAAUUAAAAGCACACACAUUACCAGCAAGAAUGAAUCCGGCAACGGAAUUCAAUCAAACGCUUUCAUCUACAUUAACCACUCCACGUGGUUCUGAUGGUGAAGAUAACAACUUAAUAAAACAAGAAAAUGAGAAGAAGAAAAUAUACGAAUCAAAACUUGAUGGAAAUUUAUCAACGGAAUGUGGUUUAGUCGUUCUAGAUUGUAUCGGUUUAUAUUCGAUGAAUUUUAAUAAAAAAUUGCUAGAAGCCGAUGGUGAUAAUAUUCUUAUGCAUAAAAUUUUCGAUAUUUAUUUACUUUAUUUACAAUUAGAAUCUUCUGAGCUGUUAUUAAAGAAUGUUUUCGCAUCGUUGCGUGCGUUUAUCAAUGUUUAUUCGAUAGUUUUGUUCGGGAACAAUAAUGCCAUGGUCACACAAUUAUGUGGACAUUUAUGUUAUGAGAUCUUACGAUUAUGUAAUAGUCGAAUACAAUUAAUUCGACAAGAAGCGUGUGCGAUUUUAUAUUUAUUAAUGCGUAGUAAUUUUCAAUAUAUGAAUCAAAAUAGUUUAACUCGAGUACAUUUACAAGUUAUUAUCUCAGUUUCGCAAAUAAUUGGAAAUAUACAAUUGUUUAAUGAUUUAAAUAAUGCGCGCUUUCAAGAAAGUUUAAGUUUAAUCAACUCCUACGCGUUGAGUGAUAAGGCAAUGAAAGGUACAAAUUUUCCAUUAGAGGUUAAAGAUUUAACAAAACGUAUACGAACUGUUCUAAUGGCGACGUUACAAAUGCGAGAACAUCAUUAUGAUCCAGAAAUGUUGGUGGAUUUACAACAUAGUUUAGCAAAUUCUUAUGCUUCAACACCAGAAUUACGACGAACGUGGUUGGAAACAAUGACCAAAAAUCAUUUACAUGAUGGAAAUUACUCAGAAGCUGCUAUGUGUCAACUCCAUAUUGCAGCAUUAAUGGCAGAAUAUUUAAAAUUAAAAAAUUUAAAUGAAUGGGGAGCUGAUAAUUUUAAUAAAAUUUCUUCGAAUAUUGAUAAAGAUGAAAGAUCGUUAAAAUUAGAUGAUGGAAUUCAAGAUACAGUCCAAUACAACGAAUAUCUUUUACUCGAACAACUCGAACAGUGUGUGCAUUAUGUCGAACAAAGUGAACGAUACGAAUUAUUAGGUGAUCUGUAUCGAUUAAUUAUACCAAUUUACGAGCGAAAACAUGAUUAUAAUCAAUUAGCACAUGCGUACACAAAUUUAGCAAAGAAUUAUAAUAAAAUAAUCGAUGUAAUGAAAUCUGGUAAACGAUUAUUAGGACGAUUUUAUCGCGUUGCAUUCUAUUCACAGAAUUAUUUUGAAGAAAUGGAUGGAAUUGAGUAUAUUUAUAAAGAACCAAAAGUUACAACUUUAAGUGAAAUCUCAGAACGUUUACAAAAUCAAUAUAGCUUAAAAUAUGGUUCGAAUCAUAUUAAAAUCAUACAAAAUUCGUUACCGAUUAACGCAAAUGAUUUAGAUUUAAAACAAUAUGGAUAUAUUCAAGUUACACAUGUUGUACCAUAUUUUAAUAACGUGAAUAAAACUCAAAGACAAACGGAAUUCGAAUUAAAUCAUGAUAUUUCAUGUUUUAUGUAUGAAACACCAUUUACGAGAGAUGGUAGUAGAGCGCAUGGUACACCCGAAGAACAAUGGAAACGUCGAACGAUAUUAACAACACAAUAUUCAUUUCCAUAUGUUAAGAAACGGAUUAGUGUGUGUGAGCGUCGUUCCGAAGAGUUAUCACCGAUAGAAGUAGCUAUUGAUGAGAUGACCCAACGUGUUAGUGAAUUAGAAGAUGUAGUGUUUAAUGAACCGACUGAUAUCAAAAAAUUACAAUUACGUUUACAAGGCAGUGUUUGUGUACAAGUGAAUGCUGGUCCAUUAGCUUAUGCGUCUGUGUUUUUAGAUCCAACAUUGUCGAAUUUAUAUCCAGAUGAUAAAGUUGACGAAUUAAAAGAUAUAUUCAGAGACUUUUUAAAAAUAUGUUAUACAGCAUUACAAAUCAAUAGUAAAUUAAUAACAUCCGACCAAUGUGAAUAUCAAGAAGCACUACGAGCAAAUUAUAAAAAAUUAUGUAUACAAUUAUCAACAUUAUUUGGUGAAGCAUUAUGGCCACAUGACGAGACUGGUAGUUUUAAACGUAAUAGUUUAGCAUUAUUUAGUGCAAUUAGUGGAGCAUCAUAUAAUUCAAGUACUGCAUAAUAAAUUUAUUCAAUUAGUAAUUAUUAUUUAUUUAUUAUUUAAAAAUUUUAAAAAAACUAGUCAUUAUUAAUAGAUCUAGUCUCAGUCGUAAUAUUUGAAAAUUAUUUUCGAACGGCUGGAAAUUUUAGAGGCACCUGUUGAAGUCAUUCACGCCUAAAAUUUUCCUCCACGAAAAUUUGUAUAGCCAACGCCUUCUCUUUCAGGAAACCUGAAAAAUUGUUUACUGCACAACAAGUUUUAAGUUGAUUCAUUGAGGACGAUAUUUUAAAUAAGAUAAUUGAAUAUUGUCCUCAAAGAAUAUUCAUGGCUAUGUAGAUUUUCGUGGAGGAAAAGCUGUUACAACAUUGACAACUGACUCUCAAAUUAGCCAUUUUGAAAUGAUUGUCAAAUACUAUGUUUGGCCCUAGGUCUAUAAAUUUUAUUUUGAAUUCAUAGUAAAAUAAUUCCAAAUUAGUCAUUUCAUAGAACAAAUUAAUGAAUCUCAAAUAAAAUGAGAGAGUAGAUAGA
Molecule: messenger RNA, 7442 nt
Organism: Chrysoperla carnea
Lineage: Eukaryota; Metazoa; Arthropoda; Insecta; Neuroptera; Chrysopidae
Gene: Ziz
Product: dedicator of cytokinesis protein 11
Exons: 10
Coding region: 75-6935 (2286 amino acids)
Biological process (GO): small GTPase-mediated signal transduction; positive regulation of GTPase activity
Molecular function (GO): guanyl-nucleotide exchange factor activity
Source: RefSeq, a predicted model, not a curated record